AUGUCUCUUUUGUGUCUUCAAGACAACCACGUUGUUAAGGCAAUUUGGGAAGGAAGUGAAAGAGUUCUUCGACCCAGAAGACAUGCAUUAUGGAUAGCGAAGCAUGUCGAUGAACUAGAUGAAAGAGUGAUCAACAUACUACAAGCAGUCGGAUUUCACCAUAUUUUGAAGACUACGGUAACAUUGGAAGAUGUUGCAUUGCAACUAGGGCUUCCGAUUGAAGGUAAUGCUGUCACUAGCAUCAGCAGUGGACCUCUGACAUUAUUUUGCCAGCAAUUAUUAGGGCAUGUUCCACCGGAAAACACUAUUAGGGGCAACAGAAUCAAAUUGUCCUGGCUGAAUAAUACAUUUCGGCAAUUACCUCAUGACGCCCCCGAUGAGGUAGUGGAACAAUACGCUCGAGCGUACAUGUUGUUGAUAAUUGGCAGCAUACUAAUGCCAGAUACUUCUGCAAGCAUGGUACAUUUGAUGUAUCUACCACUUUUAGCUGACUUGCAGAUGGUGGUAAACUACAGCUGGGCAUCCGCAGUUCUGGCCUGUUUAUACCGUGCCCUUGAUCAUGGUACAAGAGUUGAUCAAGACAAUAUCGGUGACUGCAUGAUAUUGUUACAGUGCUGGGCAUGGGAAAGAAUAACAUGUAUUGCUCCGCAAAUACAUGAGGUCAAUCAGGACGACAUUUAUGGCGGUGCUGUUUUUCCAGUGGCGAAAAGAUGGUGUCGUACAACACAAUCAAUUUUUCACGACACCACUACUUUACAACAAUUUCGUCAAAAAUUAGAUGACCUUACACCGAAACAGUUCAUAUGGACUCCCUACCGAUGUGAUGAAAUUCGUCGCAUGAUUACAGUCCAACUGCCCCCCACUUCUCGAGCAGUUGUGCCUCUUAUAUGUUUCUCAGUUGUAGAAUUCCACCACUCAGACCGUGUUAUACGUCAACUUGGAUUUCGUCAACUUCUCCCACAAACACCGAUGAAUCUCGACAAGAUACAUAAAGAGGAUAUGAGAGGACGAGCUGACUGGGAUUGGCAAGAACACCAUAAACAAUGGAUUGGUUUAUGGAAUGACCAUCAAAAUCGUUUCUUUAACAGCGUUCCAUUCCACAAAAAUGGUCACUUGCGUGACGAAUAUGAGUAUAUGCAGUGGUACAUAAGUCAUACAAUCCGUUAUUUAGCUCCAAUUGUAGAUGACUCAUCGGACGAAGAGUAUGACUUGGAUCAACAACAACAUUUUCAAGCACCGUCUGCAUAUCGUUCAUCACCACCCUACGACGUCCCAUAA
Messenger RNA from Vigna radiata var. radiata (mung bean), 1278 nucleotides. Its product is annotated as serine/threonine-protein phosphatase 7 long form homolog. The record is from RefSeq and is a predicted model, not a curated record. Gene Ontology annotation, biological process: meristem maintenance; meristem development. The transcript has 4 exons. NCBI's taxonomy places the organism in Eukaryota, Viridiplantae, Streptophyta, Magnoliopsida, Fabales, Fabaceae. Bases 1 to 1278 code for a protein of 425 amino acids.